AUGACUUUGGAGCAUGCUCGUUGGUUUAAAGAUGGAGGAUACGGACUUAAGGACCCCGUGCUUCUCGUUUCGGAGCAUACGCGUUUUACGAGCCAAGUAGGAAACGGAUUACCACGAAAUAUUUCAGGCAGCUUGGUGGCUUCGACGAAAGAAGAGCUGCGGCAGCAGUAUGAACAUUUCGCGCCACAAGAAGUCUCAACUAGCAGUACCACGGCAAUCAAUGAAUUCAAGAACGUAUCCGAUUCAAUAAGCACGUAUCAAAACCGGCGUCAGAUUGGCAUGCGCGCAGUCGGCGCCGGUCUUCAGAGAGGCAUGAAUGACUUGUCCGUCGUUAUCGCCAAGUUCUCGAGUAUCGUGGAUGCCGUGGCCGGCGCCGGGGGGCCGUACGGCCAAGUUGGAUAUCAAACCUUAUCAAUACUGCUUAUCGUGUUCGUGAACAAGAGCAAGAACGAUGACCGUCUUCUGAGCCAUAUUCAGCAGAUCGGCAAGGCCUUACCGGACCUAGAAACAUGGAAAGCAUUGUAUCCUACGGAAAUUAUGAAAAGCUUGAUCGCUAGUGUUUACGAUGGAGUGAUUGAGUUUUCAAGAGAGGCAGUGAAGUAUCUGUGCAGCUUUCGCAGGAGACUAUGGACAGCGAUUAAUCCUCUAGCUGACCCAGCCCAUGAUGGCAUUGCAGCUGAGAUAUACAAAACCCUGGGCGAAGUUAACGCCGAGGCCGUGCUCGGCCUUCACAAAAGAGCUUCGAGCAUACGACAAACAGCAGAGAGGUCAGAGAAACAUAUCUUAAAGCUGAAGGAAGAGCUAGAGAUCUCAUCCGGAAAUAUGCAGAAGGUUCUGGCACAGAAUGAAGAACUGAAAGCCCAACUACUUGAGCAGAGCCAAGUUCUGGAUCUCGCUCGAAAGCAGGAGGAUUCCAGCAGGUAUCACGCAUUUGAAGAUGUCUUAGAACAACGUCUAUCCCGUGCUGAAUCCAACGUUGCGACUACUAAAAAAACCCUGAAAGCUAUCUAUCCGGACGUCGUCAAAGUGGCGAAUUGGAUACCGCAUACGACAUAUAUCCAGAUGGCUCACAAUACACUGUUCCAUCUUCCUGAAUACGCCGAAUGGAGGGAUAAAGACUCCUGCGCACUUCUCUACAUCAACGGAAGUACCGAUCUUGGAGGCCAAAAGCUGCGCAGCAUGCACUCUUGGCUUUCUCCAGCAGCGAUACAUGCCGCCGAAGAUUUGCGUGACCGCGGCGAAAAGGUGGCCUUCUUCUCAUGCUGUCCAACCCUAGAUCCAGCUAGGGUACCUCCUCGGGAUAUAUUUGGAUCACUCAUUCUUCAGGUGUUGAGUUGGAAUACGGAGGUAUUGCGGGAUAAAAAUGCCGAAUUCCGCCGCUUAGCUUCUCACAAGACGAUCGAACUUGAUCAAGUCCAAACCCUUUCCUUGCUGCUGGGCACAGCAAUCUCUGAAGUUGCCAGUAAGGAGAACGUAUACAUCAUUCUGGAUAGACCUGACUGUUGCCAAAUGACGGAGAACUCGAUAGAUUCUGGGGGGCUCGUGAUGCCAGUCGAGACUGUAAUGAACGCUCUGGUCAAACUUCUGCUGGAGGCUCAGAAGACCGGUCUCCGAGUCAAGAUACUAGCUGUUGUCGAGACUUCCCAAGGCAAAGGAAAUUGGCGUUACGAUUUUCUUCCCGGCUCAGGCGAUGUGACAGAGCUCGUGCUCGAUCCUGGACAUUGGAGCCAGAGAAAGCUGACUUCUUCCGAGUUGGCCAAGUCAAGGCCGCCAAUCUGGAAGGUCGAUAGCGCAGUUACGUUAUAA
Neoarthrinium moseri is the source of this 1806-nucleotide messenger RNA. RefSeq lists its product as uncharacterized. Bases 1 to 1806 code for a protein of 601 amino acids. The transcript has 5 exons. The record is from RefSeq and is a predicted model, not a curated record. NCBI's taxonomy places the organism in Eukaryota, Fungi, Ascomycota, Sordariomycetes, Amphisphaeriales, Apiosporaceae.